AUGGCCUCCCCAUUCUACAAUUACACUAUCGCCACUUUCACCAGGGGUCUCAAUACCGUCUCUACCCUCCUGAAAAAGGGUGAAGAGUACGCAAAAGAAAACAAUAUCCCACUCGAUGAAUUUCUCAAUGCCCGCCUUGUCGAGGACAUGAAGCCUCUCUCCUUCCAAGUUGCGACUGCCACAAAUACCGUCUCCAAGGCCCUCGCCCGCGCAGCAUCCGUUGAGCCUUUGCCACAGCAAGAGCUGGAUAAGACCUACGAAGAUCUUUACAAGCGCAUUGAUAGAGCACUUGCGGAGCUCGAAAAGGCCGAUCCGGCCAAGAUUGCCUUGAAGGAAGGGCAAGUUUUCAAGGCUCCACUGGGAAAGGAGGAGUUCGACUUUACGCUCGAGGAUUAUUCAGUGCGAUUUGCCAUCCCCAAUUUCUAUUUCCAUGUUGUGACGGUGUAUGAAAUUUUGAGGGUGAAAGGUGUGCAGAUAGGGAAGAUGGAUUAUCUAUCGGACUUUAUGGCGUAG
Messenger RNA from Penicillium griseofulvum, 513 nucleotides. Its product is annotated as DUF1993 domain-containing protein. The coding region runs from base 1 to 513 and encodes 170 amino acids. The transcript has a single exon. The record is from RefSeq and is a predicted model, not a curated record. NCBI's taxonomy places the organism in Eukaryota, Fungi, Ascomycota, Eurotiomycetes, Eurotiales, Aspergillaceae.